This is a messenger RNA of Closterium sp. NIES-67, 1103 nucleotides long. Lineage: Eukaryota; Viridiplantae; Streptophyta; Zygnematophyceae; Desmidiales; Closteriaceae. The record is from the annotation of a GenBank genome assembly.
UCGGUGCAGGCCACUAUGGCGUGGGUCAAUUGCGGAUUCUGCGGGGUUUGGAACCAGUGCAAUACCAAGCUAGUUUGCGUAUCGUGUAACAACGUGCGCAAGGACACCGUUGAUAAAGCAGCGCGAGCCGAGAGCCGAGCAGCACAGGCCGAGAGGCGAGUGAAAGAUGUGGAAGCAGAUGUGGCUACGCUCCGACGGAAAGUCGGCGGGAUGCGAGACGCGGCGUUUUGCGAUGUGACACUGCAAACAUGCGAUGGAGAAGCCAUUGAAGCACAUCGAUGCAUUCUCGCAGCAUGGUCACCUGUUUUCACGACAAUGUUCAGCAGUGGCUUCCUAGAAGAGACGAAGGGCGUCGUUUCAAUACCAGAUACGGAUAGUUCUACAGUAGAGCAGCUUGUUUCGUUUAUGUAUCGUGGCGAGUUUCAUGUAGAGAGUGCAACCAUGAAGGUGAGCUGACUGAACUGAACCUUGAGCUUACUUAGCCUGAAGCUAUCAAUGGCUGCGACGCUGCAGCCUGCUUUCCCUUUUUUGCCACGUAACCCUGCCAACAGCUGUGCUUUUGUCUUCAAGCCCUCCCUGUUUCUGUGGUGCAGGAGAUCAAGCUACUCGUGGCAGCAGAUAAGUAUGAAGUUAUGGAGCUGAAGGAGCAUCUGGGCUCGAGUCUUUGCAAACACUUGAACGAUGAAAUCGUGUUUGAGUCAUUGAAAGUAGCUGAUAUGCACGGUGUGCCUCCACUGCGGCAAGCUUCUGCUGACUACAUACUCAGCAAAAUGGACCGGGCAGCAAGUGCCGUAGUUUUAAAGGUAACUUCAACAGGCACCAUUUACCCUAGAAGAAACCCAGUAGAGGGGGUAUGUUAUUGCGAGUGGAUUACUGUGCGUAUACCUUUACUUGCGUGCAGGAUAUGUUGUUUGGAAAAGACAUGGAAGGCAAGAAAUUGGCAGCUGAGCUAUUUGAGAGGGGAUGGCUCAACAACAAAUGAGAUGCACGCCUCAGUACUAUACAGGCCAGUUGCAGAGUUGGCCUACAUACUAGCUGGCUGGACACAUUUGAAUUAUUUUUGGCAAAGCAGUACCAUGCCCUGCUUGUGUCUUUUGAUCUAC